AUGAAGGCCCAAUUGCUUGCACUCGGUGCUGUCCUUGCAACACAUCUGGUUGCUGCUGAGACUCCAGAUGUCGAAGCGCAAGGUUUCCCGGGUUUUCCAGAUUUUCCUAAAAUCCCUUUCCCGGGCGACUGGUACAAUAAAUUUCGCCAGCUUACCCCUGAAAAAUUGAUAUGGCAUAUUGGCAUAAAGGAUCUGAUGGCAGGAGCAAAGAAACUCGAAGGCAUCGCUUACGCCACUCCUGAACGAAACCGCGUCUUUGGCACCAAGGCCCAUAAUGAUACUGUUGAUUAUCUCGUCAGAGAGCUUCAGCGGACCCAUUAUUACGACGUCGUCAAACAGAAGCAAAUCCACCUGUGGUCAAUGUCCAACGCUACAUUUAAAGUCAAUGGCAAAGACACAGAAGUUACUCCUAUGACAUAUAGUCCGUCAGGUCAAUCGAAGGCGGACAUCGUCCUGGUGAACAACCUAGGAUGCGUUGCUGAGGAUUUCCCACCAGAAGUGAAUGGCAAAAUCGCUCUGAUCCUCCGUGGCGAUUGCACAUUCGGCCUCAAAUCCGCGCUUGCUGGCUCGGCUAAAGCCGUCGGUGCCCUCAUCUAUAACAAUAUCCCCGGCCCACUUUCAGGAACUCUCGGUUCUCCCUCUGACCCCAAUGGGCCUUACCCUCCCACCGUCGGGGUCUCCAAGGAAAUUGGAGACGGUCUCGCUGCCCGCGCGGGAUCCGAGACGCUGACAGGUGAAUUGUUGGCUCACUCAGAGUUUCAGAACCGCACGACAUUCAACGUUAUUGCGACCUCAAAGGACGGAGAUAAAAAUAACAUCAUCGCGAUUGGAGGCCACACGGAUUCCGUUGAAGCUGGACCCGGCAUCAACGAUGACGGCUCCGGUAUAAUUGGCAACCUCAUCAUCGCGAAGGCCCUCGCAAGAUUCAAAGUCCCCAACGCCGUCCGCUUCCUCUUCUGGACAGCAGAGGAAUACGGCCUCCUCGGCUCACAAUUCUAUGUCGACAACCUGACCCCACAGGAACGCGACAAAAUCCGCCUAUACCUGAACUUCGACAUGACCGCCUCGCCCAACUACGCCAACAUGAUCUACGACGGCGACGGGUCCACCUUCAACGUCACCGGCCCCGCUGGCAGCGCGGAGAUCGAGAAACUCUUCCAGAAAUACUACGAGGAUCGUAAGCAGCCACACAUCCCCACCGAGUUCGACGGACGAUCUGACUACGACGCGUUCAUUUCUGUCGGUAUCCCCAGCGGCGGCAUCUUCACGGGUGCGGAGGGCAUCAAGACCGAGGAACAGGCGAAGAUGUUCGGUGGCACGGCGGGCAUUGCCUAUGACGCCAACUACCAUGGCAAGGGCGAUAAUGUGACGAACAUCAACAAGGACGCGUGGUUGCUGAAUACCAAAGGCGCGGCGUAUGUGCUUGCGACGUAUGCGCGCAGCACGAAAGGAUUGCCGCCCAAGGACCCACCGCCCAAGGACGAGAAUCAGGCUAGAUCGCUCGGGAGGUAUGGGGGCGUGAAGCCAUUCAAUGGCAGUUGCUCUGAAAUAUAG
This is a messenger RNA of Histoplasma capsulatum G186AR, 1554 nucleotides long. RefSeq lists its product as uncharacterized. The coding region runs from base 1 to 1554 and encodes 517 amino acids. Lineage: Eukaryota; Fungi; Ascomycota; Eurotiomycetes; Onygenales; Ajellomycetaceae. The record is from RefSeq and is a predicted model, not a curated record. Gene Ontology annotation, molecular function: metalloexopeptidase activity; aminopeptidase activity. Gene Ontology annotation, biological process: proteolysis. The transcript has 6 exons.